Messenger RNA from Rhinichthys klamathensis goyatoka, 521 nucleotides. Its product is annotated as transmembrane protein 42. The transcript is spliced from 3 exons. The record is from RefSeq and is a predicted model, not a curated record. Lineage: Eukaryota; Metazoa; Chordata; Actinopteri; Cypriniformes; Leuciscidae. Bases 12 to 506 code for a protein of 164 amino acids.
AGUGCUGGAGGAUGAGGUGUGAUGGGUCUGCUGCUGAAGUCAUGUUUCCCGGUGUCCUGUACGCGUUGCUCGCGGGGUUUCUCGGCGCCGUCGCGUCCUCGUCCGCCAAACUGUCUCUCGGAACCGACUAUCUGAAGGGUGUGUGUGAGACGGGCCUGCGAACCUGGGGCGAGCAGAGGAAAUUCACGCAGCACAACGACACGAGCGCGUGUGACUGGCUGCACAUUCCUCUCAGACUGCUGUGUGGAGGUCUGCUGUUCACCUGUAAUGCUGUGAUGUGGACCUUCCUGGCCAAAGCCCUGAGGAGCUCGUGCUCGUCCGCGCGCACCACUGUGACCACCACCGCCUCCAACUUCAUCUCUUCUGCGUUUCUGGGGCGGCUGAUCUUCGGGGAGACACACGUGGCGCUGUGGUGGACGGGGAUCUCUCUGACUCUCUCGGGCCUUCUGGUGCUUCAUCACACAUCGCCCAACCUCACGCAGGCGCACGCCGGCAAGAGAGAAUGACACGCUGACCACGGC